Molecule: messenger RNA, 934 nt
Organism: Salvia splendens (bonfire salvia)
Lineage: Eukaryota; Viridiplantae; Streptophyta; Magnoliopsida; Lamiales; Lamiaceae
Product: zinc finger protein 1
Exons: 1
Coding region: 142-768 (208 amino acids)
Biological process (GO): regulation of DNA-templated transcription
Cellular component (GO): nucleus
Molecular function (GO): transcription cis-regulatory region binding; DNA-binding transcription factor activity
Source: RefSeq, a predicted model, not a curated record
AACAGUUCAAACUCAAACUUCACACGCACGCUCAUCAAGCACUUUUCCUUCUCACAAAUUCACCUCUCUCUCUCUCUCUCUCUCUCUCUCUCUCUCUCUCUCUCCUUUCACACGCACACACGCACACAAAUUCGAUCGACCAUGCCUCCCGAAGCUCAGAAUCCAGCGGCGCCGCCGCAUCGCCGCUUCGACUAUGAUUCAUCUAGGAAAGCGAAGCGCUCCAAGCGCGUCUCCGACGACGAGUACAUAGCCGGCUGUCUCGUCGCGCUCCGGAGCGGCGGCGAGACCUCUUCCUCCGCCGCCGCGGCGAAAUCGCCUCGGAUCUACAAUUGCAGCGUCUGCGGCAAGGGCUUCUCGUCGCACCAAGCUCUCGGCGGCCACAAAGCUAGCCACCGCAACAAACCGGCGACGGUCGGCGCGGCGGAGAACAAACCGUCGAAUUCGACGUCCACCGCCACCACCGCCGACGAUGAUUCAAUCGCUGGUCCCCACAGGCUUCACAACUGCUCCACGUGCGGAAGGAGCUUCCCCAGCGGCCAAGCUUUGGGCGGCCACAUGCGGAAGCAUUACGGCGGCGUAAUCGGCGGAUCUAAAAGCGGCGUGAACUCUUCUGACGGUGGUAACGGUGAAGGAUUCAGCGUUGUCACGUCCUUCUCCGGUGGUGGCUUGACCAGCUCCUCCUACGGCGACGGCGACGGCGACGUCACGCGCAAUUGGGAAUUGAAUUGGAUAUCCGAAGAAGGACUUGAUUUAACGCUUAGGUUGUAGAGUUCCUUUUUUUUGGGGAUUUUUUGGCUCCUGACAAUUUAAUCUCUUUGUAGCACUAUAGAGAUUGAUAUGUUGUUUAUAAUUAAAUAUUUUCAUGUAGUGUUUUAUUUUCUAUAUUAUGUUGCCUUUAUAAAUAUAAUAAUGAUAUAAACACAAAAUUUUCUUA